This is a messenger RNA of Entrophospora candida, 222 nucleotides long. Lineage: Eukaryota; Fungi; Glomeromycota; Glomeromycetes; Entrophosporales; Entrophosporaceae. The record is from the annotation of a GenBank genome assembly.
AUGUUUUACGUUUACAUUUUGAAAUGUGAAAAUGGAAAAUAUUAUAUUGGAGAAACAAUAAAUGUAAUAAAAAAAUCAAAGCAACAUGAAAGUAGUGAUGCAUCUAAAUGGACACAAUUACAUCCACCAAUUGAAGAAAUUAAAAACAAAAUUCCAACCACUAAUAGAAAAUUAAAAUUCGCAAAAACUAUUGAAUUAAUGAAAAAACAUAAAAUUGAAAAU